Messenger RNA from Strongylus vulgaris, 885 nucleotides. The record is from the annotation of a GenBank genome assembly. NCBI's taxonomy places the organism in Eukaryota, Metazoa, Nematoda, Chromadorea, Rhabditida, Strongylidae.
AUGCUAAAAGUGUGUUGGAACGGCGAUCGUAGCCAACCGCCAAUGCCAAUCCAUCUUUACAAGGCUACGCUAGAAAUUAAAUGUCAUGAUAACGAAUUUUUGUUAAGUUGUGAUGCCAUUGUGAAUCAGAUAGAAACAGCACUUAUAGGUGAAUUGAAAGAAGCAAGCCUGCAAGCUACCGAAAAAUUGCAAAAACUUUGUAGUAAGAAGCCUCUCAACAUAACGUCAGGGGAUUUUUCGAAGAGAGCGAAUAUUAGUCAAGAGUGCUGUCCCGAGGAGAAACCCCUAGAAAAUGAGUGUUAUAUAGACAAUGAGAAACCAGGGCAGUCAUUAUCGUGGAAGAUCCCACUCAUGGAGCGGAUCACUGACAUACUAGGUAUAUUGGAUACUGCAGCUAAUGCAGGAGAGAAUGUGGCACAAGCGUUAACGAUGUUGAUGGUCAUUCGGCAAUGCAUCAAGAAAGGAGAUAAGGAUUCUUACGAUGAUGUGUCGGCUAAAAUGAAAAAGCUAGACAAGAUGGUGGCAGAACUGGAGAAGGCUUCAUUAAGAAGACUGCAAGAAAUAGAUCAGCCUUCAUCUUCGCGAUCGAACAAUUCUGUUGCUCAGACUCCACCUGCAUCUGCUGGCAGGAAAAGAGGUCGACCUAGAAGUAUGAAGACUCGAGAUAGCGAGGAGUAUGCACAGAAAAGGAAGAGUAUGCCUGCUGUCGUCAACGCUGAGUCAAAUAUUGUGCCAGAUAAUGCAGACGAUGAUCUAGUGUCACGGGUGAAACGAGGGCAGAGAAACAGGCGACCUGCUAGGACUUUCACUCCUGCAUGGGAGAUAUCAUCUCCUUCACCUCCACCCAAGACAAAAGCAGCAACUAAAGCUGUAUCUGAGCAAGAA